Messenger RNA from Penicillium daleae, 1911 nucleotides. Its product is annotated as WD40 repeat domain-containing protein. Lineage: Eukaryota; Fungi; Ascomycota; Eurotiomycetes; Eurotiales; Aspergillaceae. Bases 1 to 1911 code for a protein of 636 amino acids. Gene Ontology annotation, molecular function: transcription coregulator activity; TBP-class protein binding. The transcript is spliced from 2 exons. The record is from RefSeq and is a predicted model, not a curated record. Gene Ontology annotation, cellular component: SAGA complex. Gene Ontology annotation, biological process: regulation of transcription by RNA polymerase II; chromatin organization.
AUGCGCUUUCUUUGUGUAGGCUCUCAGGAUGGUAGCUCCGACAACGAGAUGGAAGAUGCUAUGCGCGACAUGGACGACGGAGAUGGUGACAAUGAGCCAGAUGCGGAUGCCGAUGUCGACCAGGACCAGGACCAGGAACCAGAAAGCCCUUCAAAUGCCAGCCAGGCUUCAGACGGAGCGGGCAUGGCUUCUCAAACCAAUCAAGACACAACCAACCUGACAUCCCCCGGAAAUGCGGAGAACUCCACGCUGGAGUCAUUCUCUAUCUACCAUCCAAGCGUCCGCCCCGAGUGCCUCACAGCCAAAAACUACGACAUCGUCCCUACCACUGCAGCGCCCCAUAGUACGUCCAUCAAUGCCGUCACCGCGACCGCCGAUAUGCGCUGGGUAUUCAGUGGAGGAUCCGAUGGAUACGUGCGCAAGUUCAACUGGGCUGACUCAAUCAACAGUAAGCUCAUGUUGACCGUUGCGCAACGCCAUCCCUUCGUGGAUAGCGUUGUGAAAGCCGGCGUCUACAUGACAUACUGGGAGAACAUGGAUGGGAGCAAUCUGUCGCCGGUCUACUCGUUGGCAUGUCAAAGCGAAGGCAUGUGGCUGUUGACGGGACUAGAGUCUGGAACCAUCCGAUUACAAACCCUCCGCCACGACGAAGGCAAAGAUAUAGCGCUACUUCGACAGCAUACGUCGGCCGUGUCAGCAUUAAACCUGACCUCUGACGAGCAAUCUCUGUUGUCGGGGAGCUGGGAUAAACGGGUCUUUGAUUGGGACCUAAACACCGGGCAGGCUCGACGCGCAUUUGGAGGAAGUGCUGGUCAGAUCUGUACUGUACAAAUUCGGCCAGAGUCAAGCCUGCCCGUUCCUUCAGAUACAAUUGAUUACUCGCAACCAAACGGUACUUACUCGUCGAAUUAUGAAGCGAGUGGUACGGACAACUUCAAUGCCAUGGACACCACUCAAGAUGCUGGGGACGCAGGAGCCGCUGAGAACCCGCAGGCGGGUUCCCCGGCAGACUCCUUAUUUGGAGGAGCCGAUUCCCUUUUCGGAGAUGCAGAUGGAGGGGCAGCAGAUGGCAACGAACCGUCUGGAGGUGUAUUUGGAGUUGACGAAGAUGAUGAGUUUGGCCGUGCUCUUGCGAAUGGUGUCUUGGCCGAUGCUGACGCAUCUGGCGAAAUGGAUACCAAUAUGCCACAGGCCGAUUCCACAUCACAGGCACAGGCAGCUGCCACGGACACAAACUCCAACCUUGAUGCAUCUAGUGCGACACAAGGCGUGACGAGCAGUGAUAUUGCGCUAGCCACGUCCGAGCCCGUCGUCAACGGUCUUCCCACGGCCGAAGCCCUGGAAGCACAUUCAUCUGGCUAUGAUAUCUCGCAGAGUAUGCAGACAGAGCAGACGCCUGGGUCGGACACUACAUUUUUGGCCGCUUCUAUCGACGGUACAAUUCGGAUAUGGGAUCGACGACAGCCCGAUCCAGUCGCGCGAAUCACCCCUCGCAACGUUCCACCAUGGUGUAUGAAUGCAUGCUGGUCCCCAGACGGCAACUAUAUAUAUGCGGGGCGCAGAAACGGCACAGUCGAGGAAUAUAGCCUCCACAAAGGUCUUAGGGAAUCUGAACGCACAUUCAAGUUUCCGCAAGGAAGUGGUCCAGUCACAGCCCUCAAGGCGAUGCCGAAUGGCCGCCAUCUCGUCUGUGCUUCCCACGAUAUCCUGCGUCUUUACGACCUGAGGCAUGAGCAGUCUCGACACUCGACUGUGCCGUUCUUGAUUAUUCCGGGUCACCGUACCGGAACUAUCUCGCAACUAUAUGUGGACAAUGCCUGUCGCUAUAUGAUCUCUACUAGUGGAAAUCGUGGCUGGGAGGGAAAUACCACUGAGGUUCUCCUGGGCUAUGAGAUCAGUGUUCCUCAAUGA